Messenger RNA from Staurois parvus, 861 nucleotides. Lineage: Eukaryota; Metazoa; Chordata; Amphibia; Anura; Ranidae. The record is from the annotation of a GenBank genome assembly.
GUAGUUCACCCGAAAACGGACGAGCAGAGAUGUCGGCUACAGGAAUCCUGCAAAGAUAUUCUAAUCUUUAAAAACCUUGACCAGGAACAGCUCUCUCAGGUUCUUGAUGCCAUGUUUGAACGGAGAGUACAACCUCAGGAACACGUCAUUGACCAGGGAGAUGAUGGCGAUAACUUCUACGUUAUUGAACGAGGGCUCUAUGACAUUUUCGUAGCCAAAGACGGACAGUCUCGCUGCGUGGGCACGUACGAUAACCACGGCAGUUUUGGAGAGCUCGCCUUGAUGUACAACACUCCAAGGGCUGCGACCAUCGUGGCCACGACAGAAGGAGCACUUUGGGGGUUGGAUCGGGUUACCUUCAGAAGAAUAAUUCUUAAAAAUAAUGCCAAAAAAAGAAAGAUGUUUGAAGCCUUUGUAGAAUCUGUUCCUGUUCUGAAGUCAUUAGAGCUUUCUGAACGUAUGAAAAUAGUUGAUGUAAUAGGUGAAAAAAUUUAUAAGGAUGGAGAUCGCAUCAUUGGACAGGGUGAUAAGGCAGACUGUUUUUACAUUGUUGAAUCAGGAGAGGUGAAAAUUAUGAUGAAGAGUAAGACAAAAACUGGUCAAGAAAGUAACCAGGAAGUGGAGCUAACACGGUGUAAAAGAGGUCAAUACUUUGGUGAACUUGCUCUUGUUACCAACAAGCCCAGAGCAGCUUCUGCGUAUGCGGUGGACAAUGUCAAGUGUUUAGUCAUGGAUGUGCAAGCUUUUGAACGAUUGCUGGGCCCCUGCAUGGACAUUAUGAAGAGAAACAUCACACAUUAUGAGGAGCAAUUGGUGGCAUUGUUUGGUUCCAGCAUGGACCUUCGAGACCCAGGAAAAUAG